Molecule: messenger RNA, 1215 nt
Organism: Zingiber officinale
Lineage: Eukaryota; Viridiplantae; Streptophyta; Magnoliopsida; Zingiberales; Zingiberaceae
Product: putative F-box/FBD/LRR-repeat protein At5g56810
Exons: 3
Coding region: 31-999 (322 amino acids)
Source: RefSeq, a predicted model, not a curated record
UUCAAUUGUGAUUUCGAUUGUGAAUCCUGCAUGAGCCGUGACAUCCUCGUCUGCACGAUGGUCGACUACGCCAAAUCCCACGAUGCCCGCCACGUGACUCUCCUCCGGCUCUUCUUUCAGUAUCUCAGCGAUUGUUUUUACGACCAACUGUUCGAUUGGCCGUCGCUCGAAUCCCUGGAUUUGGAAGUCGUCGGCUGUAAGAAUGGCACAUUAUUUAACUUUUCCAAAUCCGUCAUCUCCCUCAGAUUGAGCAAUCUCAAGACACUUUCCCUCUCACUCGGCCAGAAUGGUAUUCAUGACGAGAGCUUAGCGAAACUGCUCUCGGCCUGCCCUGUUUUGGAAGAACUAACAUUGAGUGCAAAAUAUUUCCGAGCCGCACACCGACCCAUUCGAAUAGAAGCUCCAAAUCUUCUCCGAUUGACUCUGAUUCCUACUCCAUCCAAGCUCCAAAUCAACUGCCAGAAACUCGAAUAUCUAAUGCUAAAACCUGAAGUCAAUUUAACCCACCUGCGUGUCGAAGCACCCUCCUUGAUCUCUGUUCGGUUAUACAAUAUUUGGCGCUUUGGAACAUUUGCUCAGACGCUAUGCGAUGUGACUACGGCAGCUAUAACUUUGUCAGAUAAAUGUCUUUCAGACUCGACUCCGAGAUUCUUGGAAAAAUAUAAGGCCGUGGUCCAAGGGUUUCCCAUCUUUCACAAACUGCUGGAGUUGAGGAUCAAAAUGUAUGUCGCAGAAAAGUUCAGCUUGGACAUCGUAUUUGAUCUUCUUCGAUGCACGCCGAAUCUGCAGUCGCUCGUUUUAACUGAGUGCGAAAAGAGACCGUGUGAUGAUGAGGAUUUCGACGAGUGGGAGAAGAAUUUUUCAUCAAGGAUUAAUGAGCCCUUGGAGCAUCUGGAAAGGGUUUCGGUGAAUAUCAAGAGCGAAAGAAUCCGAUCAGCGUUUCUAAAUACUCUGUCAGAUAGAGUUCCAGCGUGGGAUCGAGUGGCAGUCACCUGCUAAAUCUGGAUGAUUUGCUAGUUUCACAAGAAUGUAACUUCACGUACAGCCAUGUGAAUAUCCAUUGUUGUGUGUUCCUUUCUAGCAAAAACGCAUUCUGAAGCAUAGAUGAACCUUGCAGGCAGCACAUGUAGAUUGAGUCUGACUUGUUACUAGGAUUAGAUUGGCUGGAUUCCAAGUUUGAAAUCAGAACCAGAUGAAACUUAAAAGUCAAUAAAC